AUGGCGCAAGCGAGUCCUAUCACUGACGUGACCCAGCGGUUAUUUGCGGAUCUGAAGUCGAAGAACGAUGAUAUCAAGGCCCGAGCUGCUUUCGAGCUCCACGACAAUGUGGUUGCCGUCUCUCGAGAUUGGCCCUCCGAGAAAUUCAACGAGUUUUACAACGCCGUCAGCCAGCGGAUUGCGCAGCUGGUGGUAACUGGCAGCGACGCCAAUGAACGAGUGGGCGGUCUCCUCGCGCUCGACCGACUGAUCGAUUUUGAUGGGGUGGAUGCUGCUCAGAAGACCACUCGAUUUGCCAGCUAUCUACGAAGCGCCCUUCGAAGCAACGAUAAUGCGGUGUUGGUGUGCGCAGCUCGAUCACUUGGACGGCUGGCCAAACCUGGUGGGGCACUCACGGCCGAGUUGGUUGAAAGCGAGAUCCAAUCCGCCCUGGAGUGGCUUCAGUCAGAGCGACAGGAAAGUCGACGAUUUGCAGCCGUCCUGGUAAUUCGGGAGCUAGCCAAGGGCUCCCCCACACUACUCUAUGGGUUCGUGCCUCAGAUUUUCGAACUGGUCUGGGUCGCACUUCGAGAUCCGAAAGUGCUCAUUCGAGAGACGGCUGCACAGGCCGUGGGAGAGUGCUUCGAGAUCAUCGUGGCCCGAGAUUCAUCUGUCCGCCAAUCAUGGUUCGCCAGAAUAUAUGAAGAAGCCUUACUGGGGCUGAAGUCCCACAAUAUGGAUUGGAUUCACGGAUCCCUCCUCAUUCUGAAGGAGCUGUUCCUCAAAGGUACAAUGUUCAUGAAGGAGCAUUAUCGAAAUGCCUGUGAAAUCGUAUUACGUCUUAAGGAUCACCGAGAUUCCAAGAUCCGCAACCAAGUCGUCCUCACAAUCCCCAUCCUUGCUUCCUACGCCCCUGCCGACUUCAUCGAAUCCUAUCUACACAAAUCCAUGGUUUAUCUUCAAGCCCAACUCAAGAGAGAGAAAGAAAGGAACGCGGCGUUCGUUGCUAUUGGCAAAAUUGCCAAUGCAGUGGGACCUGCCAUUAGCGGAUACCUCGAUGGAAUCAUCAUAUACAUCCGCGAGGGACUUGCAAUGAAGGCGAGAAACCGUGCGGGAGUUGAUGAAGCUCCCAUGUUCGAGUGUAUUAGUAUGCUUUCGCUGGCAGUCGGACAAACCCUCAACAGCCACAUGGAGCAGUUGCUUGACGCCAUUUUUGCAUGCGGUCUUAGCAAAUCACUGACGCAAGCCCUGGUCGAUAUGGCCCAUUACAUCCCUCCCAUCAAGCCCAUUAUCCAGGACAAACUUCUUGACAUGUUGAGUAUUAUACUCUGCGGCACAUCGUUCCGACCACUUGGCUGCCCUGAAAACCGACUCCCUCCUAUGCCGGCAUUUGCUAGGGAUUUUGGCCCCCAAGAAAGCUACUCCGAUGCCGAAAUUGCGCUCGCUCUUCACACACUUGGCAGCUUCGACUUCUCUGGUCACAUCUUGAACGAAUUUGUUCGUGACGUUGCGAUCAACUAUGUGGAGAAUGAUAAUCCCGAUAUCCGAAAAGCAUCGGCCCUCACAUGCUGUCAGCUGUUCGUGCAUGACCCGAUUAUCAACCAGACUAGUGGUCACUCAAUUCAAGUUGUCAGUGAAGUCAUUGACAAAUUGUUGACGGUUGGUAUCGGUGACCCGGACCCUGAGAUCCGACGCACGGUUCUCUGGUCUCUAGAUCGGAAGUUUGAUCGUCACUUGGCCCGCCCCGAAAACAUUCGUUGCUUGUUCCUAGCGGUUAAUGAUGAGGUCUUUGAAGUCAAGGAAGCUGCUAUCUGCAUCAUCGGUCGCCUGUCUAGCGUGAACCCAGCUUAUGUCUUUCCCCCACUGCGGAAGCUACUUGUCAACCUUCUUACUGGACUGGGAUUUGCGAACACUGCCCGCCAAAAGGAAGAGACUGCUCAGCUCAUCAGCUUGUUUGUCUCCAAUGCAACCAAGCUGAUCCGAUCGUACGUCGAUCCCAUGGUUACAGCACUGCUGCCCAAAACAACCGAUGGCAAUCCUGGCGUCGCCGCCACGACGCUCAAGGCUGUGGGAGAGCUUGCCAACGUGGGUGGUGGCGAGAUGAGACGCUACCUACCACAGAUCAUGCCCAUCAUUUUGGAGUCGCUUCAGGAUCUUUCCUCCCAUACCAAGCGCGAGGCAGCCCUACGGACCCUUGGGCAAUUGGCCGGAAACGCUGGCUAUGUGAUUGAUCCGUAUCUUGAGUACCCUCAUUUGCUUGACGUCUUGAUCAACAUCAUCAAGACAGAGCAAACAGGUUCUUUGCGGAAAGAGACCAUCAAGCUCGUGGGUGUGCUUGGUGCUUUGGAUCCUUACAAGUACCAGCAGAUCAGUGAUGUGGAGCCCGAUGUUCACCAUAUCAAUGAGGUUCAAAAUGCCUCGGAUGUUGCCUUGAUCAUGCAGGGUCUUACUCCAUCUAACGAGGAAUACUACCCCACGGUGGUCAUCCAUACAUUGCUUCAGAAUAUCCUGAAAGAAAAUUCGUUGGUUCAAUACCAUUCGGCAGUCAUUGAUGCGAUCGUUACCAUUUUCAAGACACUGGGCUUGAAGUGUGUUCCAUUCCUGGGACAGAUUGUUCCCGCAUUCAUUUCGGUCAUCAGGAGCUCCCCUGCUAGCCGACUCGAAUCUUAUUUCAACCAGAUGGCUAUUUUGGUUAACAUUGUGCGUCAGCACAUUCGUGCAUUCUUGCCGGAGAUCAUUGACGUGAUCCGUGAAUUCUGGGAUGCGUCAUACCAGGUACAGGGUACGAUCUUGGCCUUGAUCGAGGCUAUUUCAAGGUCCUUGGAGGGAGAGUUCCGGAAGUACCUAGCUCGCCUGAUCCCCCUCAUGCUAGACACGCUUGAGAAGGACACCACACCACGCCGUCAGCCGUCGGAGAAAAUUCUUCAUGCCUUGCUAAUAUUCGGCAGUAGUGGGGAAGAGUACAUGCAUCUCAUCAUUCCUGCUAUCGUACGUCUCUUUGAACGACCGCAGAAUCCGCAGAGCAUUCGUAAGUCUGCCAUUGACAGCUUGACGAAACUGUCGCGCCAAGUCAAUGUCUCCGACUUCGCUUCCCUCAUGGUCCAUUCUUUGUCGCGAGUCGUGGCCACUGGCGACCGCGUCUUGCGUCAAACUGCUAUGGACUGCAUCUGUGCCCUCAUCUUCCAGCUUGGCCAGGACUUUACACACUACAUCCAUCUCUUGAGCAAGGUUCUCAAGCAGCACCAGAUCACUCACGUCAAUUAUCAGAUCUUGGUGACAAAGCUUCAGAAGGGCGAUCCACUUCCGCAGGACCUCAACCCCGAGGAGAACUAUUCAUUCCCCUCCGAUGAUACGAAUUUCGCGGAGAUUGGACAGAAGAAGAUCGUUGUUAACCAGCAACAUCUCAAGAAUGCCUGGGAUGCUUCGCAAAAGUCCACCCGUGAAGAUUGGCAAGAAUGGAUUCGACGCUUCAGUGUUGAACUCCUGAAAGAAUCGCCCUCGCCUGCAUUGCGAGCAUGCGCCAGCUUGGCAGGUAUUUACCAGCCGCUGGCCAGAGAUCUUUUCAACGCUGCGUUCGUGUCUUGCUGGACUGAGCUGUACGACCAGUAUCAAGAAGAACUGGUCCGCUCCAUUGAGAAGGCCCUUACGUCGCCGAACAUCUCGCCGGAAAUAUUGCAGAUUCUCCUCAACCUUGCGGAAUUCAUGGAACAUGAUGACAAAGCUCUCCCCAUCGAUAUCAGAACUCUGGGCAAGUAUGCCGCUAAGUGCCAUGCUUUCGCCAAGGCCCUGCAUUACAAGGAACUCGAGUUUGAGCAAGAUCAAAACUCCGGCGCUGUCGAAGCUCUGAUAACCAUCAACAAUCAGUUGCAGCAAUCCGACGCAGCAAUUGGUAUUUUGCGAAAGGCACAGGCAUACCGUGAUGUCGAGCUAAAGGAAACAUGGUUCGAGAAGCUGCAGCGCUGGGAUGAAGCUCUGGCUGCCUACAAACGACGCGAGAAGACUGAUCCGGAUUCCUUCGGCAUUACCAUGGGCAAGAUGCGCUGUCUGCACGCUCUCGGUGAAUGGAAGGUUCUGUCCGAUCUUGCGCAAGAGAAGUGGAACCAGGCAUCGUUGGAGCACCGCAGAGCCAUCGCUCCACUUGCUGCAGCCGCAGCAUGGGGUCGUGGCCAGUGGGAGCUGAUGGAUUCGUACCUGGGUGUCAUGAAAGAACAGUCCCCCGACCGAUCGUUCUUCGGCGCCAUCCUUGCCAUCCAUCGCAACCAGUUCGAUGAGGCGAACAUGUACAUCGAGAAAGCGCGGAAUGGCCUUGAUACCGAACUUUCGGCCUUGCUUGGAGAGUCAUACAACCGGGCAUACAACGUGGUUGUCCGCGUUCAGAUGCUUGCUGAACUGGAGGAGAUCAUCACCUAUAAACAACACGUUGGUGACCCCGAGAAGCAAGAAGCCAUGCGUCAAACUUGGAACCAGCGCUUGCGAGGAUGUCAGCAAAACGUAGAAGUGUGGCAGCGUAUGCUCAAGGUCAGGGCUCUGGUUACUGCGCCUCGCGAGAAUCUGGACAUGUCCAUCAAGUUCGCCAAUCUCUGCCGCAAGUCCAACCGCAUGGGCCUUGCCGAACGGUCCCUCGCAUCUCUGGAGACAGUCAUCCGUGAUGCCAAUGGCACGCGCACCAUUGUACCUCCUGAGGUGAUCUAUGCUCGAUUGAAGUUCCGUUGGGCCAAUGGAAACCAGCAUGAAGCCUUUGAUGAGUUGAGACGAUUCAACAUGGAACUCAGCGAGGACCUUUCCAAGUUCAAUACCCUCCUCGCCUCGCAAAACGAGAAUCAUGGCAUGAAUGGUGUCAACGGCAUGGCAGACCCCAACCACCCGGAUGCCGUCAGCCUGCGCGAGCGGGUCGGAGAUGCCGCAAAAUCCAGAAAACUUCUCUCCAAGAGCUACCUCAGACAGGGAGAAUGGCAAAGAACUCUCCAAAAGGCGGAAUGGAAACUUGACAAUGCUCAAGAUGUCCUUGGCGCCUACUCAGCGGCCACACAGUACAACCGCGAUUCCUACAAGGCUUGGCACGCUUGGGCUCUUGCAAACUUUGAAGCUGUGCAGACCAUCGAAAGCGAUAUCCAAAAAGCCAAAGCAGCCAAGGAUGAAGAGAAGAAGUCGUAUUUGCCGCCUCCCAAGUAUGUACAUGACUAUGCCAUCCCUGCCAUUCGUGGUUUCUUGCGGUCAAUCGCUUUGUCUUCAGCAUCCUCCUUACAGGACACACUGCGAUUGUUGACCCUGUGGUUCGCACACGGUGGCGACCAUGAAGUCAACACCGUUGUCACCGAAGGCUUCACCACAGUCAACAUUGACACUUGGCUUUCUGUCACACCGCAACUUAUCGCUCGGAUCAACCAGCCCAACAUCAGAGUCCGUGGUGCAGUUCACAGACUCCUCGCUGAGGUUGGCAAGACACAUCCUCAGGCUCUGGUGUAUCCUUUGACAGUUGCCAUGAAAUCCAAUGUUGCCCGACGCUCACAGUCUGCGAGCAAUAUCAUGGAAAGUAUGCGCCAGCACAGCGCCAAACUUGUCGAACAAGCCGAUCUCGUUAGUCAUGAAUUGAUCCGAGUCGCUGUGUUGUGGCAUGAGCUGUGGCACGAAGGUCUGGAGGAGGCGUCGCGUCUCUACUUCGGUGAUCAUAAUGUCGAGGGCAUGUUUGCAACACUUGCACCUCUUCAUGACAUGCUCGACAAGGGUGCCGAGACUCUUCGCGAAGUUUCAUUUGCCCAAGCCUUCGGACGCGAUCUAGCGGAAGCUAAACAUUACUGCAUGCUCUACCGACAGACAGAGGAAAUUGGCGAUCUGAACCAAGCUUGGGACCUUUACUACACUGUGUUCCGCAAGAUUAGCAGACAGCUCCCGCAAUUGUCGAUCCUUGACCUAAAAUACGUCUCUCCUCGCCUGAAGGAUUGCAACGGUCUGGACCUCGCUGUGCCUGGAACGUACCAGAGCGGUCGACCGAUUAUUUGCAUCGUCAGCUUUGAUCCGAUCUUACAUGUCUUGCAGACGAAGAAGCGACCAAGACGUAUGACUCUCACAGGCAGCAAUGGUCUCUCCUACAUGUAUGCACUCAAGGGCCACGAAGAUAUUCGACAAGACGAGAGAGUCAUGCAGCUCUUCGGGCUGGUCAACACUCUUCUGGACAACGAUAGCGAAAGCUUUAAACGCCAUUUGUCCGUUCAGCGUUUCCCCGCUAUCCCGUUGUCGCAGAACUCUGGCCUACUCGGAUGGGUGUGCAAUAGUGAUACCCUGCAUGCUCUCAUCAAGGAGUAUCGUGAAAGCCGCCGCAUUCUCCUCAACAUUGAGCAUAGGAUCAUGCUUCAGAUGGCUCCGGAUUAUGACAGCCUCACGCUCAUGCAGAAGGUUGAGGUCUUCGGAUACGCCAUGGACAAUACUACCGGCAAAGAUCUCUAUCGGGUCUUGUGGCUCAAGAGCAAGAGCUCCGAAGCCUGGCUUGAGCGACGCACCAAUUACACCCGAUCCCUGGGUGUUAUGUCCAUGGUUGGUUAUAUCCUUGGUCUGGGUGAUCGUCAUCCUUCCAACUUGUUGCUUGACCGCACGACUGGCCGUGUGGUUCAUAUCGAUUUCGGUGAUUGUUUCGAAGUGGCCAUGCACCGCGAGAAAUAUCCCGAACGGGUUCCCUUCCGCCUGACUCGUAUGUUGACAUUCGCCAUGGAAGUAAGCAACAUUGAGGGAAGCUACCGCAUUACGUGCGAGGCCGUUAUGCGUGUUCUUAGGGAGAACAAGGAUUCCCUCAUGGCUGUUUUGGAAGCCUUUAUCCACGACCCCUUGAUCAAUUGGCGCUUGGGUGCGCAAGAGUCCCCUGAUCGAUCGACUCUGACCGCCGAACGUCGCCAGUCACUCAUCGAGGGACUCAAUUUCGAGCAUGGCAUGCAACAAAACAGCGUGUCUCGCCCCCGCCGACCAUCAAUCAUGGACGGUGGCAUUCUCGAUAUCCAGGACGGCGGCACUGAAGCUCGCGAGGCACAGAACGCUCGCGCUCUCCAGGUCCUAGCCCGAGUCAAGGAGAAGCUAACUGGUGCUGAUUUCAGACAGAAAGACGAACUGAAUAUCAGUGACCAGGUGGACAAGCUUCUCGCGCAGGCCACCAGUGUGGAGAACAUCUGUCAGCACUGGAUCGGUUGGUGCAGUUUCUGGUAA
Messenger RNA from Penicillium subrubescens, 7170 nucleotides. It is a transcript of the gene tor, whose product is annotated as putative TOR pathway phosphatidylinositol 3-kinase TorA. Gene Ontology annotation, cellular component: TORC2 complex; nucleus; TORC1 complex. Gene Ontology annotation, biological process: negative regulation of macroautophagy; TOR signaling; protein phosphorylation. Bases 1 to 7170 code for a protein of 2389 amino acids. Gene Ontology annotation, molecular function: protein serine/threonine kinase activity; protein binding; protein-containing complex binding. Lineage: Eukaryota; Fungi; Ascomycota; Eurotiomycetes; Eurotiales; Aspergillaceae. The transcript has 4 exons. The record is from RefSeq and is a predicted model, not a curated record.